UUCUAAAUGGAAUUUUCAAUUCAUCAAUUGAAUUUCAAUUAUUUCUUUGAAUUGACUGAAGAUGGAAUUGACGCCAAGUAUCCUAUGUGCACUGAAACAUACAUCUAAAAACUGCAUUGCAUGGUGAGAUUGAUAUAUUUAGCACUUUUUGGGGGGUAUAAAUGUACAAUCAGAAGUUUAGCAUUAAGUUACAGCAGAGAACUCACUCAAAUGGAGACCUCUGUUUACAAAAGCGUUUUCCUCGAAACGUCAUCAUUUAAUGACAUGCUCUCCACCAAUCAAACGUUUACGGCGUGUGAACAGGAAGUGUCACGAGAACGAGGAAGAAAGCUGUGAAGGAAAGGUGUACUACAGAGUUGAUGUCACAGCUGGAAUUGCCUUUGGGACCAGGAUGAACAGACUACUCUCUGUUCCUGACAGAAAAUAGGAGAAGAGGCUUUGAGGGUUCUGUGCCACAAAUAUUACUGAGCAAUACCAUAUCUGGACAUCAUGGAGCUUGUAGUGGCCAAGGUCCUUUGCCUUCUGGGGGUGUUUGCCCUCAUGUUGGCUGGGAUUCUUGUCCCAGUGCGCCUCAUGAUUCAGGUGGACUAUGAAAAAGCUGAAAGGUACAGGAAGGCUCUUGCACUCUGCAAUUCUUUUGGAGGGGGUGUAUUUCUGGCCACUUGCUUCAAUGCUCUUUUGCCUGCCGUACGAGACAAGGUGGACGAGGUCCUUCAUCUGGUGACUAUCACCACAGACUACCCACUGGCAGAGACCAUGAUGAUGCUGGGCUUCUUCCUCACAGUCUUUGUGGAGCAGGCAGUGCUCACCUUCAAGAAGGAGAAGCCAUCUUUCAUUGACCUGGAAACUUUCAACGCAGGGGGCUCUGAGGCUGGGAGCGACUCUGAGUAUGACACUCCAUUCAUCUCCCCCACCCGGGGCUCCCCUGUGGGCCGCCACCACCACCAUGGGCAUCACCAUGGACACCUCAGCCCCACCGAGCUAGCCAGAGCUGGGCCUCUGCGGCUGGCCAGCCUGGUCCUGGCUCUCUCUGCCCAUUCUGUGUUCGAGGGGCUGGCCCUGGGCCUCCAGGAGGACGGGGCCAAGCUUGGAAGUCUCUUCCUCGGGGUGGGCAUCCACGAGACCCUUGCUGCCGUGGCUCUGGGGGUGAGUGUUGCCAAAGCUGCUUUGCCCAUGAGGGAUGCCAUCAAACUGGGUGUGACGGUCAGCCUCAUGAUCCCCAUUGGCAUCGGACUGGGCAUGUGCAUCAAUAGUGCCCAGAACCUGGCAGGCAGUAUUGCCUCUGUGGUGCUCCAAGGCCUGGCUGCUGGAACUUUCCUCUUUGUCACCUUCUUUGAGAUCCUGUCUCGGGAGCUGGAGGAUAAACAUGACAGACUGCUUAAGGUGCUCUUUCUCAUACUGGGCUAUGGGGUACUAGCAGGCCUAAUGUUAAUCAAAUGGUAAUGGACAGAAUAGGCCUUUUUAAUGCACUGAGUUGUCUAUGAUUAUCACACUGACCACAAUUUGUAUUGUGUGCACAUCAGCACUACCAAAUUAAAUGUUUUAUUUGGUAAAGGGGAACAGUAAAUCAAGUAUCAUCGUUUUUUUCUUUGCACUGGAACAUGUUUGCUUACCAAGUCAGGCUAUGUUACUGUUUUAGUUUCUGCCAUAGGGAUUACUUAAUGCUCCUGACAUUGAUUAGUAAUGGUAAAGCUAGUCACUUUGAUAGUAUAUGUUUCCAGAGACAGGAUUAAAACUGAUGUAGAGAUAUCAGGAAAACUACUUCAUAGCAUUUAUAGUAAAGACGCUGUUGUCUUAUUGGCAUUUUGGCAGUGAAGUGAACUACUUGUAACAUAAAGGAAACCUUUAUCGAAGAAAAUGUGCUACUUGCAGUGAUAUGUUACUGAUAUAAACAUAUUGAUGUUUGUGGUUGAAGGAUAUAAUGGUGGUUAAUAUGAAGUGGUUCAUAUUGUCCCGUCUGCUCUAUGUACCUUCUGUUUCCAUGAUCAGUAUGCUAUGUGUUAAAAUAUGUGCAUAUUUCAAUGUACAAUUUUCAUAUGUAAACAUGAUUUGUUUUAUUGUCUGUGGGUGUAAGUGUUUCCUAGCAUUAAUGGCCCAAUACAGAGUUGAGAAAAAUGUGUGCAAGACUUUUGCGUAAAUCAUUAUUAUUAAUUGAAGUCAAUGGGAGACUUCAGAGAAUCCUAAUCAAAUAAGAACCAAUUCACUGGAAACUGUUUGUGUAGCCUGGUGUAUGGUUCUGAUAUCUAUUGUCACAUUGAGAUUAUAUCCAUGGUGUCCUUUUCAAGAUUGUAUUUUAACACGGUUUAUGUUAACAGGGAGUCACAUUGAGACUCAUGUCUCUUUUUAUGAAUUAUGUGGUACAGAUAUGAUAUGAGCAGUAGAGUCUGUCUAUUAUAUUUUGUCUUUGCCACAGUUAGCUUUGACAGAAUUUUACACAGCUUAGAGGAAUACCAUUGUCACCUAAAACAUGUUUUUUACUUGUGAAAAAAGUUUUUCUCCUAAUGUGAAUGUGUAGUACUUUACAUGUUUUGCAGAAGCCACUUACUGGAGGAAGCCUACUGUAAACGGUACAUUUGUAAAGUUCCAUCCUUAUUGUACUCUUAUUGUACUGUUCAAACGUAUUGUAGGGCAGUUACAUAUUGAAUGUGUCCAUGUCAAUUUGUGCUUUUUAGGGUCUUUAAACAAAAUAACUUUCAUUAUUAUGAAAAUGGUUUUUAAUGCUGUCUUCCAAAAUUAUUUUUCUUCAGUUGCAACCAGAUUUCCUUUAUAUAAUGAACAGAGAAAUGCAAAUAAGUUAUGACUUUUAUAUAACAACAUGGGGAAGGUGAUGGUUAAAUACAUUAUUUAUAUAAUAUAAAAAAUUGCAGUCCUUCAAUGAAAACUGUUUGCAAUGUGACAAAUUUGUACCUCUUCUUUUUAUAUAUAUAUAAUCAAUAUAUAUAUAAUGUGUAUAUAUAAAUAUAUACUGUAUAUUCCA
Messenger RNA from Coregonus clupeaformis (lake whitefish), 2977 nucleotides. RefSeq names its product zinc transporter ZIP3. NCBI's taxonomy places the organism in Eukaryota, Metazoa, Chordata, Actinopteri, Salmoniformes, Salmonidae. The record is from RefSeq and is a predicted model, not a curated record. The transcript is spliced from 3 exons. Gene Ontology annotation, molecular function: zinc ion transmembrane transporter activity. Gene Ontology annotation, cellular component: plasma membrane. The coding region runs from base 490 to 1443 and encodes 317 amino acids. Gene Ontology annotation, biological process: zinc ion transmembrane transport.